UAAUAAGCGCCAAAAUUGAAAAGUUGCAGUAGAAAAAGGUAAGCAAACGGCUCGUUGGUUGACGUUAAUGCUAUAAUUAAUUUACUUUUUGUAACAUUUCAGACGUUUUUAUCAGAAAAUGGUUCCAACGGUUCAGUUCUUUGCCAAGCUGAAGAAGCUGGCGGUUACUUUAGAGUCAGAAACGUUCAAACUCCAGCACGACUUUGAAAACCGAAACAACAACGACGACGACUACGAUGACAGCGAAACUACAGCCAGAGCAAUGAAAGCUUAUCACCAUCUGAACUGUGACGUCGGAAACCUAAAGGGGCAGAUCCAGGGUCAGGUUGCUCAGCUUAAAGCCCAGGAGAAUGAUGUGGGCAGCUUUAUUAAGGCCAGCAGAGUGAUGCAGCAAAGAGUCACUAAAGACAUCCAGGUACUUAAGGGACACUGGGAGAAAUACGGUUACCAAGCUCCAGGAAACACACAGAGACCAAGCCACGCUAACGGACAGCAGUCAGAGGCUGCAGGUGAAGAAUCAGAGGGAAAUGAAGCAGUAGAAGAAGGGGAAAGCCAGGAGGAGGCUGGAGGAAGUCCCUCCUCAUCACCGCAGAGGGCCAAACCACCGGCCUCUUCUGACGUUACACAUACACCACAGUUGUCGGACUUCGGCCUCUCUGAGGUGCAGCUGAAGAAAACUUUGGCUGCGGCGGAGUGGAGCAUGAAAGUGCCUGAGUUGAGCCUGCCUCCCCCCUUACUCUACACACCUGCAUCGCCCCCAAUGCUCUUUACCCCCAAAUGUGCCCUGCGGAUGGAUGAUGAAGAUCUGCAGACGCCUCAGCUGUCUGACUUUGGCAUCACAGAGCACACCAUGUGUAUGAACAACGACUUCACUAUGGAUCUGUUCAAGAAAAACGUUGAAAAGCCCCAAAGACCAUCAGAAGACCUCCCUACACCCCCAAUGAACACUUUAAUGGAGCGUUCGGACACACAAGCACAGAACCUGCGGUCCCCAGAGCCUCCUGAUUUUCGCACACCGGGGCUCAAGAUCGAAAAGACGAACGGUGACUUCCCCCAGUACACUCUCCCAGAAUCCCCUUGUGGCCUUGGACACCUGCCUAAUACUCCAGAGGUCCCAGCAUUUCAAACUCCAUAUGUGAACCGCCUGCUCAGCACUAAAAAGAGUGCAUGGCAGCCUGGGAACUCCGAUGAGGAUUCCCGCCUCUUUGAACUUCCAUCGCCUAGUAACGGAGCAACCGGAUCCAAGCGGCCCUGGGAAUACGACGUGCCGGAGAUAAGCAUCAUGGGUGUGGAGGACAGGGAGAUGCCAGAGAUGCCAAACCUGGAGUCUACUUUGGGAAGUUCCCUACAGAAUAAAAGUGCGAAAAUGCCAAGGAACACUUUGGAGUGUAAAAAGGAGCGCACUGACAACAGUCUGGAUCUGGACGGCCCCACCCAGAAUUUUACCCUUGGGACCCCUCAACUCAGGAUGGACUACGAUGAUCCCAGCACCCCGGAGAUGCCUGACCUGAGCUCUGUGACUCAGGACAUCUGUAAAGUCGUGUCCCAGGUGCAGUUGAAUAGCCCUACAGUGGCUGUUGUGCACCCACGUGUCAGGACAAACAUAUAUAAAAACAGAGCUGUGAGUCUGUCUGCGGUGUCGGAGAGUGAGUUCCAGAGUUUACCAAAGUACCUGAGGCAGAUUACUCUGCACAACCUCAACCAGGUGGUGCAAAACAUCAACACAUUCACAGCAGAGAGUGAAGGAGAACACACAGAGUUUCAGAUGGAGGAGCUGAGGAGGAUUUGCAUGGUUGGAAUAAAGACCCCCAUAUUCAUCCUCUGUCUGACGGAGCUCAAGAGACUGGAGCACAUUGAAGGAGCCGGGAACACCUCUGUGUACAAACUGUGCGCACAACACUAAAGGGCGCUUGGACACAUCAAACUGUCCAAAUUGGAGCAAAAAUGUAGAGACAUCCAAGUUGCAUUUAUCUUUAAGCUGAUUUGGAUGGGUUUUGAUCAAAAUACAGUAUAUUGCAACCUCAAAACUUCCCGAGACUAAUUAACUUUACCAGAGAAAGCACACUGAAUAGCUUCUGUAUCAAGGUUGUAAAAAGUUCUGAUUGAUGUCUUUAAUAAUAUGCACGUCUGUGGUUUUGAUAUAGAUUUAAACUUUGUACAUAUAAUAAAGAUGCACCCUAUUAAUCUCUUAUGAA
This is a messenger RNA of Eleginops maclovinus (Patagonian blennie), 2195 nucleotides long. RefSeq names its product spindle and kinetochore associated complex subunit 3 (gene ska3). The coding region runs from base 119 to 1903 and encodes 594 amino acids. NCBI's taxonomy places the organism in Eukaryota, Metazoa, Chordata, Actinopteri, Perciformes, Eleginopidae. Gene Ontology annotation, cellular component: outer kinetochore; kinetochore; spindle microtubule. The transcript has 11 exons. Gene Ontology annotation, biological process: chromosome segregation; mitotic cell cycle. The record is from RefSeq and is a predicted model, not a curated record.